AGCUUAGAGCUGUUCUUCAGAGUGAGCGUCUCUCUCACUCUCCCCAGUCGUUAAGUCAGAGAGCAGAGGAGGAAGGAAAGGCAGAGAGACCAGGGGAGGUCUGACGACACCAUCCCAGCUAGCCCGGCACUUAAUUUAAAUGCCCAGAUUGAUACAUGUGUGCACACAGUCUGGCUUUAAUGCACUGGAGGAACAUCAAGGGUUAUAACCAAGCUGUCACUCUGCAAGACAUGUCUGCAACUUUUCCUGCCAGGACAAAAACUUAAGGGAGUUUUGGAAAUACAGCAUGUGUAAGUGUUUGUGGUGAGAGAAGCAGUGACUUUCAGUGCUGGAGGUCCAAUGUGAGGAUGGAUGACACAGGCUAACAAUGUUCCUAACCACUUUCUGAUCCAGCUUUAAAAGGGAACAUCCAGCCUAACAAAGAAGAAGAAGCAGCUAAAGAUACUAGAACCCAAUUCACCUGCCACCUUGACCCCAGGCUUAUAUGAUGCUUUGGUACAACUUUGGCCGCCAUAUGCUCUCUCUGGCAGCACUUCUGGUAAUUGUGAGCUGCGGAGGAGGGGAGCAACGGAGAGGAACGGAAACCAGCCGCACAGGUGGCAGCAGCAGCAGCAGUAGUAGUAGUGGUAGCAGCAGCAGUAGUAGUGGAGGAAGUAGUAACAGUAACAGCAACAGACGUUUUCAUAAGAUCCAGCAUGGCCAGUGCACCUACACGUUCAUCCUCCCUGAGGGAGAGGGACCAAGAGGAAGCUCCUGUAGGGAGGCGAAAGCUGGUGGCCCGCAGCACAACGCCAACUCUCUCCAGAGGGACGCUCCGCCACCUGACCCUGAGUUUCCCAGCCAGAAGAUCCAGCAGCUCGAACACAUUAUGGAGAAUUAUACCCAGUGGCUACAGAAGAUUGAGAACUACAUCAAAGAGAGCAUGAAGACAGAGAUGGCUCAACUGCAGCAGAACGCCGUCCACAACCACACAGCAGCCAUGUUGGAAAUGGGCACCAACCUUCUUUCUCAGACGGCUGAACAGACGCGCAAGCUAACUGACGUUGAGACACAGGUUCUGAAUCAGACAUCCAGGCUUGAGAUCCAGCUGCUGGAAAAUUCACUUUCCACUAACAAGUUGGAGAAAGACUUAAUGGUCCAGACCAAUGAGAUCAGCAAGCUGCAUGAAAAGAACAGCCUCAUGGAGCAGAAGAUGGUAGAAAUGGAGAUGCGACACCAUGAAGAGCUAGAGACACUGAAGCAGGAGAAGGGCAGUCUUCAGGUCCUGGUGGGGAGGCAGAGCAGUGUUAUCGGAGAGCUAGAAGCCCAGCUGAGCCGUGCCACAGGAAACAGCACAGCUCUGCAGAGACAGCAGCAGGAGAUGAUGGAUACCGUCCACAACCUGCUCAGCCUCUGCUCAAAAGAUGGAGUUGUGCCUAAUAGCACAAAGGUUGCAUUUGAAGAAAAGAAGUUCCGCGACUGUGCCGACCUCUACCAGGCUGGCUUUCAUAAAAACGGAGUCUACACCAUCCAGAUCAACCCGCAGGAGACCAAAAAGGUGUAUUGCAACAUGGAAACAGCUGGUGGCGGAUGGACGGUCAUCCAGCGCAGAGAAGACGGCAGUGUUGACUUCCAGAGAACGUGGAAGGAGUACAAAAUGGGUUUUGGCAGCUUGUCUGCAGAGCACUGGUUGGGGAACGAGUAUGUUUACCAUUUGACAAGCCAGAGACAGAAUGCCCUCCGUGUAGAGUUGACCGAUUGGGACGCACACCAGGCCUUCUCGCUAUAUGACCGCUUCCAAAUCGGCAGUGAGAAACAAAACUACAGGCUGUUCUUGAAAAGCCACAGUGGGACUGCAGGCAGACAGAGCAGUCUCGUAAUCCACGGAGCAGACUUCAGCACCAAGGACAUGGACAAUGACAACUGCAUGUGCAAGUGUGCCCUCAUGCUCACGGGUGGUUGGUGGUUUGAUGCCUGUGGUCCGUCCAACCUUAACGGCAUGUACUUUACCCAAGGACAACAUGUAGGGAAGUUAAACGGUAUCAAGUGGCACUACUUUAAAGGCCCCAGCUACUCGCUACGAGCCACGGUCAUGAUGAUCCGCCCUCUGGACUUCUCCUAGUCGUUUGAACAUUAUACUUCAGAACGGCUAUGUAGCACAUUAGAGGGACGCCGCCUAUUUUAUCCUCUUGUCUCAUCUCAUUUCGCUGGCCCUGGGAGUCAUCCAAUAAAUCUUUUUAUUUAGUUUUACUCCUACCUGGUCCUUCUUUUGGGGCUUCCCCAGAGCAACAGCUAUUUCUGUUCUGCUGAUGCCUCAUAACCUUUCCCCUCAAUGAACUGAAGAGCAGCAAUGAAGAGGACGAAAGACCCAGAUUCACCUGAACUGAUUUCAGUUCACAAGCAGAUUCCCAAACUUGACGUUAUUUAGGGACAAAUGCUUUCAGGUGGAUUAUCUCAUGCCUGGAAUUUGUGCACAUUUUGCGCAUGCUGUAAGGUCAGCUUCAGUGAAAAUUCAAACUUGAUGUCGAACCACAAUUUUUUCCCAUUUUCCUGGGGCACCUGCAAUGCAAAAAUAUAGAGGAAUUGUACUCUUCUGAAUGGAAAGCAGCUACCACAGACUGACUCCUUAAACUGCAGAACAGAACUUAUCUGGAACGCUUAAAGGAGACAAAUGAGAGAUUUUGCUUUUUUUAUUAAUGUUUUUUUAACAGAACACAGCCCAUAAAUAUUAUGAAUGUAUUAUAUAUUGUUUUUUUGUAUUAACUAUACGAUAUUACACGUGAGAUGAAAUUGUUUUUUGUACUGUACAGUGUAGACCGCCUUUCUAUCUGCAUUAUGUAUACUCUAUUUUAAAGUAACCUUGAAAUUCCAGUAAUGAGUUGAUAAUAGUUAUAAGAGUCACUUGCUGCCAAUUACACACUAGCCGUCUUGAGAGAGUGAUUAUUUUUAGAGUUAAUAUGUGAGGUUAUUAUUGGAUUAGAUUCUGGACAGAGAUCCUUUUGCCUUUUUGUUAUUGGCUGAGAAACAACUAAUACCUGCCAAGGUUUAGAUUGUGAGUGAUCACGUUACUUUCUGCUGAAUAUGAAAAAGAAGGACAUUAAUACAAAUGCAUAUAAUUAGUGAUAUAUAUAUAUAUAUCAAUUACAGCUGUGUGCACAUUGGGGAUAGGAAUGUACGUUUGCAUGUACAACAAGUAAUGUGUAUUUUUUGCACAGAUAUGUACAAUAUAUCCCUGAGUGUCAUGAUGGAGGUACCACGUCAUGAUGCUUCCAUAUUCACAAAGAUGUUAAUGCUUAUAUUAAGCUGGUGUUCCACAUCUAUGAAGCCCACAAACAAUGAGGUCAAAGUUCAUAUUACUGAAUUGUAUAUAUGUAUCUAUAAAGGACAUUGUAAAACCCCUUUAUGACUGUUCCUAAUCUCUUACCUUAAGCCAAAUAGCAGAUCAUUAAGACAAGUUACAUGCAAAAUGUUUUUCACAGACAUCAACAUGACAGCCUCUUAUUCCAGCCAGUUUCUGUUUCUCAUCAAUGCAGCUUCGAAAAAAAGGAGCUGGAGUUAGAUAUGAAGCAUGAAAUGAAUGAUUCCUCCAAGUGUUCCAUGUGAACACAUAUUUCAUAACUUCCAGAUUUAUAACAACAGAAUCUACUGUGCUGAGUAUUUUCUAAAGGUACAUGUGGCGAGAAGACGAAGUGUAUCUGGAUCUUGUAAGAAUACAAUCAACAUGUUUAUUAGCAUACUAAAAAUGUAUAAUUUAAUGUGUGUGUACGUAUAAAGCAGCUUUCCUGAGGAAUGCUGCUUUGUUUCCGUUUUUCCUCUGCCAGGUCUACAAUGGUGUUUGGAAGUUGAGCAUAAAACAUAGAAGUUAAGAUAAUAACCCUGGAGAAUGUGCCUUUUGAUAACUCUGCUUUUACCUCAUUCAAUUCCAGAUUUGCAGAUUUAUUUAAACAUCUUUUGUAACAUGUGGUCAGUGUUGUGUUGCUAGAUUAAAUAAAAGAGAAAAUGUUUUCAA
Molecule: messenger RNA, 3988 nt
Organism: Etheostoma cragini (Arkansas darter)
Lineage: Eukaryota; Metazoa; Chordata; Actinopteri; Perciformes; Percidae
Gene: angpt1
Product: angiopoietin 1
Exons: 9
Coding region: 485-2101 (538 amino acids)
Biological process (GO): angiogenesis; Tie signaling pathway
Molecular function (GO): receptor tyrosine kinase binding
Source: RefSeq, a predicted model, not a curated record